GUCUCCCGAGGGAUCACCCAGAAAGUUACCAUUCCUUCAUGUGGAAUAACUUCUUUAAGCACAUCGACAUCUCAGCAGAAAAUGUCCACAUUUUGGAUGGGAAUGCAGCAGAUCUACAGGCGGAGUGUGACGCCUUUGAGGAGAAAAUCAAAGCAGCUGGAGGGAUUGAACUCUUUCUUGGAGGUAUUGGCCCUGAUGGUCACAUCGCCUUCAACGAGCCCGGCUCGAGCCUGGUGUCCAGGACACGUGUGAAGACCUUGGCCAUGGACACCAUCUUGGCUAACGCCAGGUUCUUCGAGGGUGACCUCUCCAAAGUGCCCACCAUGGCUCUGACAGUCGGAGUGGGCACUGUGAUGGAUGCCAGAGAGGUGAUGAUUCUUAUCACGGGAGCCCACAAAGCCUUUGCUCUGUACAAAGCCAUCGAGGAGGGUGUCAGCCACAUGUGGACAGUCUCUGCCUUCCAGCAGCACCCCAACGCUGUGUUCGUGUGCGACGAGGACGCCACGCUGGAACUCAGGGUGAAGACAGUGAAAUACUUCAAAGGUUUAAUGCUGGUUCACAACAAGCUCGUGGAACCUUUGUACAGCAUGAAGGAGACAGGAGCAGGAGGAGGGCAGCCCAAGGAGCCGUACAGCGACUGA
Molecule: messenger RNA, 641 nt
Organism: Merops nubicus (carmine bee-eater)
Lineage: Eukaryota; Metazoa; Chordata; Aves; Coraciiformes; Meropidae
Product: glucosamine-6-phosphate isomerase 1-like
Exons: 4
Biological process (GO): N-acetylglucosamine catabolic process; D-glucosamine catabolic process; carbohydrate metabolic process
Cellular component (GO): cytoplasm
Molecular function (GO): glucosamine-6-phosphate deaminase activity; identical protein binding
Source: RefSeq, a predicted model, not a curated record